Molecule: messenger RNA, 1890 nt
Organism: Sapajus apella (tufted capuchin)
Lineage: Eukaryota; Metazoa; Chordata; Mammalia; Primates; Cebidae
Gene: FBXO44
Product: F-box protein 44
Exons: 6
Coding region: 137-904 (255 amino acids)
Biological process (GO): glycoprotein catabolic process; SCF-dependent proteasomal ubiquitin-dependent protein catabolic process
Cellular component (GO): cytoplasm; SCF ubiquitin ligase complex
Molecular function (GO): protein binding; ubiquitin protein ligase activity
Source: RefSeq, a predicted model, not a curated record
GCGGGGCCUGGCGGGCUGGGGCGGGGCCUAACUUCCCGGGCGAGCGCAGGCCCAGUUGGUGAAGCCCGGGAGGCUCAGCGGAUAGUGCCGCGACGGCCGAGCACAGCCACAGGAGGGUGUCCAGAAGCCACCAGCCAUGGCCGUGGGAAACAUCAACGAGCUGCCGGAGAACAUCCUGCUGGAGCUGUUCACGCACGUGCCGGCCCGCCAGCUGCUUGUGAACUGCCGCCUGGUCUGCAGCCUCUGGCGGGACCUCAUUGACCUGGUGACCCUCUGGAAACGCAAAUGCCUGCGAGAGGGCUUCAUCACCGAGGACUGGGACCAGCCUGUGGCCGACUGGAAGAUCUUCUACUUCCUACGGAGCCUGCAUAGGAACCUUCUGCACAACCCCUGCGCUGAAGAGGGGUUCGAGUUCUGGAGCCUGGACGUGAAUGGAGGCGAUGAGUGGAAGGUGGAGGAUUUCUCGAAAGACCAGAGGAAGGAAUUCCCCAAUGACAAGGUCAAGAAAUACUUCGUGACUUCAUAUUACACCUGCCUCAAGUCCCAGGUGGUGGACCUCAAGGCUGAAGGGUAUUGGGAGGAGCUGAUGGAUAACACACGGCCGGACAUCGAGGUCAAGGACUGGUUCGCAGCCAGGCCAGACUGCGGGUCAAAGUACCAGCUGUGCGUUCAGCUCCUGUCAUCCGCUCACGCGCCUCUGGGGACCUUCCAGCCAGACCCGGCGACCAUCCAGCAGAAGAGCGAUGCCAAGUGGAGGGAGGUCUCCCACACGUUCUCCAACUACCCGCCCGGCGUCCGCUACAUCUGGUUUCAGCACGGCGGCGUGGACACUCACUACUGGGCCGGCUGGUACGGCCCGAGGGUCACCAACAGCAGCAUCACCAUCGGGCCCCCGCUGCCCUGACACCCCCUGAGCCCCCAUCUGCUGAACCCUGACUGGUAAACUACUGCUGUCAGAAAAGGGCUGGGCUUGGGAAGGGGAGGUGGAGACCAGGCAUCCCCAGACCUCUGACUUCACUCUUGCCCCCAGCAGCCUCUUGUUUGUGGAGCCUCUCAGUGUGGGUAGCCCUCUUGAUGAAUGAUGGCCAGGGAAGCCUGCAUGGGCCCCUUUCAGAGACAGGGCACCUGAGAUGUGGGAGGUGCAGUGUGUUCCCCUGGGCCCCUCAGAGAGUUCAGCUUGGAGGCCAGCCUGGAUCGCUCUCCCUCCCCCUCCUGGGACCAUUCUCCCUGUGUUCCUUGAAGACCCUCAGAGCAGGGUCAGGCAACACAUCUGGCAAGCUUGCAGCUGCCCUCAUGGUGCAGGUGCAGGGAGGUGACUGUGUAACUCAGACUGAUCUGGGAAGUGGAGGGCGGGCUCAUGGGCCGUGCUCUGCCCCGUCUGCUGCUUGCAGUCUCUGGCUCUGCCUGCGUACUCAGAAGAGGUGGCUUCGGCUCAGAGGCUCAGUCCUGGUCUGAGAUGGGCAGACCCAGGGUGGGGUGGAGUCCAGGAUGGGUGUGGACUGUCCUCACUAUCAGUGAAGCCCCAGAAGCUAGAUGGGUACCAGGUGGGGGUCAAGUUCCCAGAGGACUGAGGUAAUCCUGCACAGGAUGUCCCAGGGCAGGUGGGGAGCAGGACAGGACCUGAUGCUGACAGCCGGACACGUGAGCCCUGGAUGAGCGCGGUAGGGGUUUCGAAGGAUCGCCUGUCCACCUCCCAGAUCCAGGCAAGGCCCCCUCUGGCUUGAAGAGUAUUCCAAGCCUCCACCCCACCCCUAGAGCUGCCAUUCCCAGGACCUCUCUAUCCCACUCAGCCACCCUUGGAACUCACCUCUUGUCCUGUUGGAAGGACAGCAGUGUUCUCCUGACCUCACCCUACUGCAUGCAGCCAAAUAAAAGGUGUGCCCAGCCUAA